AUGGAGGUGACCAAACAUGAGUGGAUGGAGAACCGAUGUGCUGUUCCUUUUGACAUCAAAUAUAAUGAUGUCACCAUGGACUUAUCUACGAGUCUUGGGUUCAGCAAUGCGCUUUUUCACACCUUGAACCUGGACAUUGGAUCUGGGAAAAUGACUGCUCCAGUCUGCUCGACCUUUGUCUUCAUGUCGAUGGGCAGUACUUUGCGAACUCGUGGAAACCCUUUGGGACGGCAGGACAGUCCAGCUGUUCAAAUGGGGAACCUGCUGUGUUCCAGAGCCAUAGUCCUCCUGGUCCUAUGCGCCUGUAAAGGCAUUUUUUGGUGUUUGGAACAACCAAGCUCAUCAACAAUGGAAUUUCACCCGCUCUUUCAAAGCUUCUUACGUCUCACCACAGUCAGACGCCUGAUGAUUCGUAUGAGCCAAUUUGGCGCACCCACGCCAAAGCGGACGCUCCUUUAUGCCAGUCACAGAUGCAUCUCGCAGAUCCUCGACUUCACUGUGCCCGAGGACUUGCAGUCACGGGAAAUGGUGGUCCAAUAUACCAGCGAAGAUGGGAAGGUUCGAUUUCAUGGUGGACAACAUCUCAAAAGCUCAGAAUCGUACCCUGCAGGGUUUGGGAGAGCCCUUUCGAAAGUGCGCUCCCAGAACCAGAAGAAGAACCGUCGUUUGGCCCUUGAAUUUUUCAGGAGGGCUAAGAAGAGUGCCAACUCCAUGGAUUCCAGACCACGGGUAAACAGACUGUGGUCGGAACAUGCCCAGCUGCAAAAGUCUGCAGCCUCAAGCUCUGCCUCUACCAAGGUAGCAAAGCAGCACCUCAAGCCCUCGAGGAGCACCCGGGAACCUAGCAGGAAAAGAAAAGCAGAAGUUCAUGUCGACUCCGAGGUCAAUGCAAAGAAGGCAAAGGUGGAAGCGGCAAAGUCUUCAGGAAAGAAGGCAGCAGUGGAAGAUUCGAAGAAGUCAAAAGGCUUUAAGAAGAAAGAGGAGAAUGCCAAGACAAAGGCAACGGUGGAGGAUACCAAGACAAAAGCAGCUGUGAAAGACAAGACAGGCAAGAAAGACAAGCAAGACAAGAAAGACAAGAAGGACAAGAAGGCUGCUGAGGUUGUCCAAGACAAGCAAGUUCGACCGGAGCCAGAGGUGAAGGAAAAGAAGGAGAAAAAGGAGAAAAAGGAGAAGAAGGACAAGAAUGAAAAGAAUGAGAAGGAACUGAAGACAGAGAAGCCUGAGUCUGGCCAUGGAAAGGAAAGAAAGAGCAAUGAGAAGGAGAAGAAGGAGAAAAAAGAGCCUCCUAUUCAGUUUGUUCCUGCACAGGCUGAGAAGAUUGCACCAAUCUUCACCCCGCCGACAAAGAAGGCUUUGGCUGAGGCAAGGCUGCGAGACCUUGCAGAGCACCUCCAGAACCUGAGUGAUGACGAGUUGGACUUGGAAACAACAGAAAGCGAAGGCAAACUCUUGAAUGGUGACAUGGAGGAUGUUUCCCUCAAGGAAGCAGAUGAUGAGGUUCCACCAGCUUCAGAGGCUGAGAGCGAUGACGAGGAUGAAGAAUCAAGUGGAGAUGAGAAUGAAGAUGAGGAACCUGUUGAUGACAUCGACCCCUCUGAGGAAAGUUCACCUGAGGACGAAGAGUCCAGCCAGGACAUGGAGAAUGAAGAGAGCGAGGCUGACACGACCGGAGAUGAAGGAGAAGACGAUGAUGAAAGCACGAAGCAGCUGGAGCUUGCACCUGUGGAGACGCAGCAGGAGCAGAAAGCACCUGACCCCAACUUGCAUGCCUUGGUCCCGGUCGCAGCGGCCACAGGGGAGCAAAGCAUCACCUUGCGCAAUAGCGCUUCGAACAAGCGCGAGUGGGAUGCCUAUGUCCGAGCCGCUGGGAACCGGUCCAAGUUCCCAGUGCAGUUGGCCGAGUUCUACAGCACCAACAAAACGGAGUUGUUCAACUUCUGGUUGGACUCUGGACGGGAUUGGUCCAAAUGUGUCCUCAAAGUCCAGCGCACAGUCCAAGCCAGGAACCGAGCCACCAAAGGAUGGGAAGCCAUUCAAGGAAAGGAAAUUCGCAAGAAGAUGAGUGAAGAGAAGUUCUUGAAAGUCGUGGAGGCGCGCGAAGCUGCAGGCCUCUUUUACGAGGAUGAGGACUUUCCCGGCGACGUGGAGGAGACUUGGUUUUUCAUGCGAUCUGGGCAGAAGUUUGAACGACACGAUGAGACUCUUGAGGGCAUGGAGCUGACUGCUUCUUCGACGAUUGACCAGGAAAUGCGCCAGGUUCUUACUGAUGAGGAUGGAGGGAUGAUGCGGUCUGGCCUUCUUCCAAAGGUUGACACAGCAACAACAGCAGGAAGCAAGUCUCUGCUGGCUUCGAUCAACCAGCAGGUGGCAGCUGCGCCAAAGCGAAGUGCAAAGGACAAGCGUGAAGCUGAAAAGGUCACUCCUAAGACCCCCAAACAGGAGGCUGAGGAGUACAUGGCUGAGAUGUUGAAAAGUGCGGCCAGUGCCCGGGGUGCGCACAUCAAAUUGACCAAUGUACCAUAUGGAAAGGAUCUUGCCAAAGAACUCUUGCAAUUUGCCGAAGCCACGGAAAGUCUCUACAAGCAGCUUCAGGGGGCCCUUGAUGGGGAUACCAAAACCCUUGUGCAUCUCCUUGGCCAAGCGAAGCAGAAAGAGGAAGAAGGAUCAAAGGCCAAGGCUUGGCUAUUGGUCUAUGCAUGA
Molecule: messenger RNA, 2703 nt
Organism: Cladocopium goreaui
Lineage: Eukaryota; Dinophyceae; Suessiales; Symbiodiniaceae
Source: the annotation of a GenBank genome assembly